Punica granatum (pomegranate) is the source of this 1715-nucleotide messenger RNA. The record is from RefSeq and is a predicted model, not a curated record. Lineage: Eukaryota; Viridiplantae; Streptophyta; Magnoliopsida; Myrtales; Lythraceae.
CCCUCCCCAUUUUCCUUGCAGCCCUUCCCCAUCUCUCUCUACUUUAUGAAACUUUCAGCUAAGGCAAAAUGCCUAUGAACAAAAUUUCUCUUAAAGCAACCAAUCAAUCAUCGUCAUCAAAGCACAAAACACACACAUCCAUACAUAUUCCUUACCUCCCACGCCAAUCAAAAGCACGAAAUCGUUUUAAACUCGUAUUCAAGUCCCCAACUUCAGCGUAUAUUAACACAUCAACAUCACCAUUUUUGGAUCAAAUCACAACAUCUCCCCCACUAAAUCUCUCCUUUUUCUUCAUCUUAGCCAUGACAACUACUACAGGAAGAAGUAACAAAACAACUUUCUUCUUUUGGCUCUCUGCCUCCAUUGUUGCUUCCUCCUCAGUACUCCUCUAUUAUUCCCUCUGCAAUCACCAUAGCCAUGGCUUACUAGAAGAGCAGAACUUCCUUGCUAGAGUGGCCGGGAUUCUGUACAGCAAGCACUACCACCACCGCCAUCACCAUAGAGGGGGUGGGCCUGGGGUUGAUGGGUGUGAUGAGGGGGACUGGAAGGACAGGUCGAAGAAGCUCGUAGCUGACUAUGAUGUCUCUCUGGUGUUGUCUGUUGACAUCAGGGGCUGUGGGAAAUUCAGCAGUGUGCAGAAAGCUGUGGAGGCAGUCCCUGAUUUCAGCCCUUACAGGACACUCAUCCUCGUCAAUUCCGGUACUUACAGGGAAAAGGUGGUUGUCAAUGCAAGCAAGGUGAACCUAAUACUACUGGGGCAAGGGUACCUCAAUACUGCAAUAGUGUGGAACGACACGGCGAAUUCCACUGGAGGAAGCAUCUACAGCGCCUCUGUUGCAAUCUUCUCACCCAACUUCACGGCAUACAACAUUGGCUUUCAGAAUACAGCGCCGGAGCCACGGCCAGGGGAGUCAGGAGCGCAGGGCAUAGCCCUGAGGAUUGCAGGAGAUGCUGCAGCGUUCUACGGCUGCGGGUUUUACGGGGCCCAGGACACGCUUUAUGAUGACCAGGGAAGGCAUUAUUUCAGAGAGUGUUUCAUCCAGGGAUCCAUUGACAUCAUAUUCGGGAACGGUAGAUCACUCUACGAGGGAUGCACCAUCAACUCUAUAGCAAAGGAUUUGGGCGCCGAGGUCAGUGGGUCCAUCACAGCUCAAGGAAGAGGUUCGAGCAGCGAGGGCACGGGAUUCUCGUUUGUGCAAUGCAGCAUCAACGGGACUGGUAGAGUAUGGCUCGGGCGAGCGUGGAACGCUUAUGCUACAGUCGUCUUCUCCAAAACCUACAUGUCUGAUGUCAUAUCGCCUGAAGGAUGGAACGACUGGGGAGACUCGUCCCGAGACCAGACUGUAUUCUUCGGGGAGUACGACUGUUGGGGACCUGGAGCAAACUAUACGAAUAGGGUUCCAUAUGCAAGACAACUGACGGAAUCAGAAGCUGCGCCUUACUUGGACACAUCAUACAUUGAUGGGGAGGAGUGGCUUCCUACCCGUCAUGAUAUCCAACUCGCAAGUUAUUAGAUAUUUCAAGCAUUUCACGUCAUAUGACUGACUCUGACAACAUCCGUUAUGUAUCCUCGACAUUUGAGAUAUAAGAAGUUCAGAAAUGUACUUAGCUAGGUCCUAUUUGCAGGAAACUAUUCUAUUACACAUUGUAAUUGGAUUCCUUAAAGAGGAACAAUAACACCAGUCUCUGCGUUUGGGCAUGAACAGUUUAUCAAA